AUUCGCGUUGAGUUGUAUUGAACCGCGAUAACGACGCAUACGUACGAAAUCACAGAGUAAUUUUAUCAAAAAUGCAUCGGUUUCUUAGCAUAUAAACAGAGCUAUUUGAAUAUCUUUGAUUACACCGGUUUCAACAGUGCAUACAAUGUUAGUUUUGUGAAUUGUUAAUUGGAAAAAAAACACACUUUAUAUCGAGAAUUAUUUGAAUUUAUCGUGAAUUUACUUAUUGCACCAAAAAAGUAAUUAGUGUGACUUGUUGACUACACAUUUAAUUUAAUAAUUGGAAUUAAAUCAUUCAAUACCCAAUAUGGAUCAAGUUGUACUUGUUGAAUUUGAGGAUGCUACAGAUAACUUGUAUCCAGCGUUAUUCCAGUGUUUUACUAUAAUUUUAUGCGGGUACAUAGCUGGACGUCUCAAUGUAGUAUCAGCAACAGAAUCAAAGGGCAUUGCCACAUUUGUAGGCACUUUUGCAUUGCCAUCUCUAAUAUUUCUGUCCCUUGCCCAAUUAGACUUCAGUACAGUAAAUUGGACCUUUCUUGGUGCAAUACUGCUUGCAAAAGGCAUGGUAUUCUUUGCUGUAAUGAUUGUAACUAUGCUGGUAUCCAAACCCUUGAAUUUGGGAAGAGCAGGAAUAUUUGCAAUAUUUUGCACACAAAGCAAUGACUUUGCUCUGGGAUAUCCUAUCAUAAAUGCAUUAUACCAAAAAAGUCACCCUGAAUAUGCUCUCUAUUUGUAUUUGAUGGCACCAAUUUCUCUGGCAAUAUUGAAUCCAAUUGCUUUUGUGUUAAUGGAGAUAAAUAAACAAAGAGAACAAACACCAGCUAUAACUAUUGAAGGUGAAUCAGCAUGGUGUAUUUGUAGUAGGAAAUUGUUGAAGCAGAUUGCUAAAGGCAUUGCUUUCAAUCCUGUGGUGGUGAUGACAGUGCUUGGUAUUUUUGGAAAUGCUGCAUUUAAACACCAACUCUCCAUUUACAUUGAAGGACUUUUAGAGGUAUUUGGUCAAUCGUUUGCAGCAACUGCUCUAUUCUUGCUUGGAUUACGCAUGGUAGGACAGAUCCACAGACUAAGGGGACCCGCCCUUUUGUUGCCAUGUGUUCUGAUUAUGGUUAAAUUAAUCGUCCUGCCGGUAGUGAUGAGGGAAAGUGUAAGCGCCUUGAAUGCCGGUGCAAAUGAAUCCGAAACUUUAUCACUCUCCACUUAUGCGUUCUUAUAUGGAACAAUACCGACCGCGCCGGCAGUCUUCGUAUUCUCGAACUUAUAUCAACUAGAAAUCGACUUGAUGGCAUCCUCUAUGGUGAUAUGCACGUUCUUGUCAGCGCCCAUGAUGUUCAUGUCGGCACAAAUGAUAGCUAUUAACAAAGAUUUUGCGGAUCAGCUGAAGAAGUUCGGUUUCGACCUGUCGAUAGUGUCAUUAAUCGCAUCGAUAUGGAUACUAUUUGUAUUCAUAGUGACGAAGAAAUAUAAACGAAUGCCACACCGAUUGACUCUGUGCUUGAUUGUGUCACAGCUACUUUUGGCUAUCAGUGUGGUAUGGGGCGGGCCCCUUACUAACUACACUCCGUCGUGGCAUGCAAGCGUGCAGCAGGCUCUCCGAAUAUUCAGCAUGUACUCCUGCCUACUGUGGACCUCUAUGCUCUCUGUUGGACUUCUCAUGUUGCAGAGCCGUGGGCCAUGUUUUGUGGUUACACUAUGGCCGGUGUUAGGCUUUGUGGCAUGGGGUGCGCCUGUUGUGAUGGUUGUGGUGUUACUGGCGACCAAGGGCACUGGUGACUUGGACUGCAAGGCCACUGAUGCGAUACGACUCUGUUUACUUGUGUUCUGUAUUACAGUAACCAUCGGCUGUCUAAUCCUUUACAUAAGGUUCAGACGUCGCAGCGCUCAGUUUGCUUCGCUCUCCGCCGACUUAGCCACCAGCUCCAGUCCACGCGAGGAGUCUACCAGCUUGAUCGAUAACGCAGAACCAGCAUCGCAGACACAGUCUAUAGCCAAUAAUAGCAAUGGUUGUUACGGAGCCAUUACGUCAUCCCCAUCACCGCGCACUCCACGCAAGCAGUCUGGAUGUUGUUCUGACGAUCCUAACUGUGAGAAUGGAUUGACGGCUUCACGUGACAUUGAAGACAUUGCUGAUACUAAGGACUGUGCUUGCCCACCAUCCCAGAAGCACCGCUGCACGGAGCCAGGAGCGUGUCAGUACUUGAACGAGCUGGAGCGGGCGGCGGGCGCGCUGGGUCUCCUACCGCCCGAGCAGACACGCGGCCGCGGUGGACAACUACUCAAGCAUACUGUACUUAUCAUUGUGUACAGUCUCAGCAUGUUUAUUGGCAUUACCUACACGACUUGGCGUAUGAUGCUGAAGGAUGAGAGUGGAGUGUUCGUCGAGAUAGAGUUUCUGGACAUAGUGGCCAACUAUGGACAAGCACUAGUCAUGUUCAUACUGUUCGGACUCGACCCGGAAGAAAUACUGAUACCCACUAUCCGAUUCUUGAAGACUAAAUGGUAUGGAGGAGACACAGUGGUUUUGCCGUCCAUAGAAGACCUGAGCUUCGAAACCAAGCAUGUUUGCGACCAGUUCAUCACACAUCACCUUGAUCGCUGCAAGGAGGCUAUUGCUAAAGAUACUAGAUGGCGUAUGCGCACAUACCGUAGUGUAUUCCGAGGCUCGUGUCUGGUUCGCUGGCUAAUAAACUGCGGCUUGGCGAAAGAUGAACAUGAAGCAGUGCAAUAUGGCCGGCAUCUACUCAACGGACGACUCAUAUCACACGUGAACAACGCUCAUCAUUUCUCUAAUUCACCUCUGUUGUACACGUUCAAAUAAAUAUCUGAUUGUUUAGUAUUAAUAUUUUGGCAUCUUGCACAGUGGACGGCCACGAUUACGAACUAAAGGUACCAUACUUAUCAUUUAGGACUAGUUUGAAGACUUGGGCAUAUCUGUAAAGAUUGCGACUGACCAAGUUUGCAGUCACAAUCACAAUCGUAUCGUAACCGUGGCGUCUUGUGCGCGAGGUGCUUCAAUCAAAUGAAGUGUAGAGUAUUAUUUUUAUUAAAAGUCUCUAACACUUCAUUUGCUCUCAUAUUGCUUAAACACGACUAUGGACAUGCCAAAACUGAAAUAUUAGUAUAAUCACACACAUAUUUUACCAUUAUGUACUUAUAAGAGUUUAAAUAUUUAGUUAUCAAUUUACAUGGAGAUUUCAGAUCUCAACAAACUACAUAUUGUUGUUGUUACUUAGGAAAAUAUCUCAAAUUUAAAUACGGUUUACUUUAUCAACAUUAGGUGCUUUUUAAAUAUUGAUAUAGAAUUUUCUGGUGCUGAAGUUAACCAAAAAAUACUUUGUUAAUAAUUUUAUUGUUUUUAAAGACAUUAUUAUUGUCCAUUUAGAUUUGUAGUUAUUUCGUUUAUUAUUUAUUUAUAUUUAGAUGCAUUAUGGCCAAUGGUUUCUAUUAUAUGAUCUCAUUAAGGCAAAUACUGAAAUUAGGUGUAAGCAUCACCCAAAAACUAGUAAAUAUAAAACCCAAAAUCUGUUUGGAGUUCACAAAAAUCGUACUGCAAUAUGCAGCGAUUGCGAUAGGAAUAUUAGAUUUUUUAUUAAUUUGCUGCUAUGUAGGCAUAGCAUGUGUCUUGUUUUAUCCAAAAAUCAUAGAAUGAUAUACGGGUUUAUUGGAUGUGAUGAUUCUGUUAUACACCUAGCUACUUGUACAUUGUAUUAUUUGUAGAAGAUCAAGUUGGUUUUAUUUCAUUGAUCAUUCGAUAGUGAUUACGAUCUUUAGAUAUCCUACAGGGAAAACUUAAAAUGUGAAAUACAAACAUUUUGCCAUUAGUUUCAAGCAACAUAGUUAUAUUAACAUGUUACAAUAUAGUAGUAUGAAGAUACAUUCAUUCAAGAAAUCUAUUUAAAUAUGAUUUUAUUAAGUAAGGAAGGGUUUUAUCAGUUUUAACUGUAUCACUUCAUACAAGCUGUAUUUUUUUUAGUAUGUUGCGUUUUUAAGUUCUAGACAUAUAUGUAAGAUGUGUGUACAGACUGCUUCAUUGGUCGCAAGGAGUCUCGAUGUGUCCAGUUUAUGGCGGCUGGCUCGGACUCAUUUUACCUAAAGAUACAUGAAAGCUAGGUCUAACUAAAGCUUUCUUGAUAUUAUUUAUACAAUCCUAUUUUAUUGUGCAAGUUGCAGUCUGUUUUGUGUCUGUGAUGACGCCAUGAACAAAUAGUGUUAGGAAUUAUAGAAUCUUAAUUAUUUAUAUUCCUAUUUUAAUCUAUUUUAGAUGCUAAUAGUAAAUGUGCGCAAAAAUAUUUGUGAUGUUCGGCUGUUAUUGUUUGCUCUUGUAAUAGUGUUAAGAAAAAUAUCGUAAAUUAUAAUCUUAAUGUUUAAGGAUAAUUAAAUGUAUUAUCAUAUUUAUACAAUUAUAUUGUUGUAUUUUCUGAUUGAGCAUCAAAAAAUGUUAAAAAAAAAAUAUAAUUGUUGCAUUAUAUUAUAGUUUUACUAUUUAACAAUUAUCACAUUUCACUUAAAUAUUAUAUAAUGAAAACAUUAGGGUCUUUUUAUAAUAAUGUAUAUUUAUUCAGCAUUUUCUUCAUCAUUCUCAUCUCCAUCAUCUUGCUCUGGGGCUUCCCACCAAGUUAGCAGACCUAAUCCUGGUUCAUUUAUCCCACCUACUAUUCUGUAUGGAGCCACAGUCUGUAUUGUGCACUCAGUACCAGGAGGCCCAGUAGGUAAACUUUCUUCAAAGGUUUCACUAGUGAUCCGAAAUCUUAUUGACUCUCCUG
This is a messenger RNA of Spodoptera exigua (beet armyworm), 4760 nucleotides long. The record is from the annotation of a GenBank genome assembly. NCBI's taxonomy places the organism in Eukaryota, Metazoa, Arthropoda, Insecta, Lepidoptera, Noctuidae.